ACAAUGUAGUAAUAAAUCCAUUGUACAGUAAGUCGCCUACUCCAAUGCAGCGGGAGGCAGUGUACUCUUAUUACGUCUUAAGAAAAUAUAUCGCUAUAACGACAGACGGACCGUGGAGGAUAAGCCACUAAAGACGGCGUCUUACACCGUUUUAAAUACGAUAAAAAGAGUGGUUCAUUGUCUGUGGUCCGUAGUUCACUAUGGCCCAGAAUCAGGUAAUCCUGCAGUUCCACUUUGCUACAUACGGGGACUCCAUGCUGCAGAAAAUGGACCUGCUUCGGCACCAGCGCCGCUUCUGUGAUGUGACUGUGCGCAUCAACCAGCUUAAAGUCCCUGGUCACAAGGUCGUGUUUGCCGCCGGUUCAUCUUUCCUCCGAGACCAGUUCAUCCUUCAGCAGGACUCCAACGAAGUCCAGAUCUCCAUGAUCCAGGAGGCAAAGGUCGGCCAACAGCUGCUGCUGUCCUGCUACACGGGCCAACUGGAGUUUCCGGAAUUAGAGCUGGUCAACUACCUGACGGUGGCCAGCUUCCUCCAAAUGGGCCACAUUGUCGAGCAGUGUACUCAAGCCUUAAACAAAUUCAUCAAGCCGCAGCCGCCACCCAAGAUGGAAGUCGACGUUGAGAUGAAAAGAGCCAACAGAGAGGAACGUUUGUGCUCCCAGGCAUUGAGAGAACAGGAGCACUUCCAAGUGAAGACUGUCCAGGAUCUAGAGAGGGUGGAGCAAGUGGAGGACAUCAGUACUGAUGAUGACGACGAUGACGAUGAUGUCAUCAUACAACCCAAGUCUCCUCCUCACACGUCGGAUUUGCAGCAUCCCGUUCAGGAAGUGGAAGAGAGUGACAUCAGCAUCGUGAAGGUGGAGUCUGUGGAGUCCACCUUCCCGACAAGCUCUCCGCCUGCCCUUCACUCACCCGAGCCGCAACACUCGCUCAUCAAUUCCACCGUUGACAGCCGUGGGAGUGAAAUGAUGGCACCCCCGAGCAUGCCGGGGUACCCCUUCCGCCCUCCGUCUCCGUCCAACCCUGCUGAGAAACAGAAGAACUACGACAAACCCCUCCAGUGGUACCACCAGUGUCCCAAGUGCAGCCGCGUCUUCCGGCAACUCGAGAAGUACGCCAACCACCUCAAGAUGCACAAGCUCUUCAUGUGCCUCUUGUGCGGGAAGACCUUCACGCAAAAGGGGAACCUUCACCGCCACAUGCGGGUCCACGCCGGCAUCAAACCCUUCCAGUGUAAGAUCUGCGGGAAGACCUUCACGCAGAAGUGCUCUUUACUAGACCACCUGAACCUUCACAGCGGAGACAAGCCUCACCGCUGUAACUACUGCGACAUGAUGUUCGCUCAUAAGCCGGUUCUCCGCAAGCACCUCAAGCAGAUCCAUGGCAAGAACAGCUUUGACAACGCAAACGAAGGCAAUUUGCAUGACGGCGUGCCUGAAGAGAAUGACAACGGCGGACCAUUUAUCAGUCAGUCUAACAAUUAUGAGACAGACUUCAGGUACAAUUUGAGACACUGUCCGGAUGAGAGUGUAUAAAUAAACGAAAGUAUGAGAGAGACGAGAGAGAGGUGGAAAAAAAAAUUACUGUAACAUUGCCCAGGUAAGAUUGACCGCAAAAUUGGACUAAAUUGGAAAAAAUUGGAAAAACUGGAGGUGAAGCAACACCAUUGGAAUAAAUGUCGUCAGUUGUCAAUGAAAUAUACUGUACAAUAGGGUGCAUCAAAUUUGAAUGGGAAAUUUUAAUUUCAUAAUAUCAAUUUGGCAAAGUGGCAAAUGUAUCUAUGGCGGUCCACAAUGACAAAUUCAACAGAGUGUCAAAUAAUUAUUUCCACUAUCGUAUGUACAGUAUUUCAGAAUUUAAAAAAAUCAAAAUAGGAAAUGAUAGACUCAAGUGGUUAGCACGCAGACCUCACAGCUAGGAGGACCAGGGUUCGAUUCCACCCUCGGCCAUCUCUGUGUGGAGUUUGCAUGUUCUCCCCGUGCAUGCGUGGGUUUUCUCCGGGUACUCCGGACAGCUGGGAUAGGCUCCAGCACCCCCCGCGACCCUCGUGAGGAAAAGUGGUCGAAAAUGAAUUAAUAUUUAUAGAGCCCUCUCGACAUGAAAUAACACCCCUACAGUCAUCUUCCCAUUCAUAUUACCCAUUAUAGUUGACUCUGUUGCUGUUGCUGUUUUGCCAGUUCUCCCAGCUAGGAGACUCGGGUUCAAUUCCCCGCUCGGGCAUCUCUGUGUGGAGUUUGCAUGUUUUCCCCCGUGCAUGUGUGGGUUUUCUCCGGGUACUCCGGUUUCCUCCCACAUUCCAAAAAAAACAUGCUAGGUUAAUUGGCGAGUCCAAAUUGUCCAUAGGUAUGAAUGUGAGUGUGAAUGGUUGUUUGUCUAUAUGUGCCCUGUGUUUGGAUGGCCACCAGUCCAGGGUGUACCCCGCCUCUCGCCCAAAGACAGCUGGGAUAGGCUCCAGCACCCCCCCUGACUGACUGUUUCUACAUAUAUUGGAACACUUUUAGUACCCAGCCAUAUCAAAAUUCAAUAAUUGUGUUUUUUGAUGCACCCUACUGUACAAAAUUACAACACAACACAGUAGAAAGUACACACAAUUUGAUUAAUCCCCAAUUAAUCGUGAUAAAUAAGGGAUAACUGUAUUAGGUAUUUACCAUGUAGCUUAUUGUCAUAUCACUGUACUGGCGUGGUGUAAUAAAUUAAGUACAGUAGAUGCCCGCUUUUUGUUGGUGUUACUUUACGAGACCACCAGCAGAUGAAGAAAAAAUACGAGGAAAUAAAAAAUAUCUAUUUUUACACGUAGGUCGCUCCCCUAAUUAUUAAAUCCAGGUAUGAGCCUGAAAUAUGCAUCACACACUGUAUAGGUACUCAAUACUCAUGAAUAAUAAUUGGAUAUGAUCCAUAAACGGAUGUAAUUGGCAGCACCAUCACAAGCAGACAUUCUCUAAGUCUACAUAAUCCACAAUGCUUACCUGUAGUACUUCCUGUAACAAUUUACACUCUUGUAUGAACUUCCAGUUCUGGUGCGAAUCCUUGAUUGCAAACAUUAUAAGUGAAUGUAAAAAUUAUGGGCUUUUGAACAGUGGUACAUUUUUAUUAUGUGUAUUAUUGCUUGAGAAUGAGAUGUGUUUUUCUGAAUUAAACAACCUAUUUUCGGGGGGAAAAUACAUAAUGUUUUUGACCAAAAAUCUGUGAAUUUGCGCGGCUGUGAAUGCUGAACAUUUUUUCAUUUGAAAAUAAGUUGAAAUAGUGUUUCAGCUUGGGUUACAACUAGUAUAAAUGUAAAAAAAAAAUUUUUUAAGUACUCUGCUGUCGGUCCAUGAUUUGUUUUGGGGGUUUUGGGCCCCCUUGCAUACAGUAAAAUAAAAUAAAUGAAUUACUGAUUAGCUAUCUUAGUAGAUAUUACACUAAUUUGCUUUGUUGCUGUACACUGAAUAGUUUUUUAUGUAUGUAGCCCUCGGUGUGGGUGGGGGGUGGGGGUUUGGGCACCCCUGCAGUUUAGCAGGAACAGCUGGUUCUGUGAUAUAAAUGUUAAGACGCUGACAGGCGUGAUGCCAAAAAUGUAGAUUUCUGUCUUCAGCCUUCAUGAUUCAUUGCACGGUAGCAUUACAAAUACUUUCCAUAAACUGGUAACUAUACAGCACAGAAAAUAAUAUGUUUUCAUAUUGUACAUUUGUGUCCCAGCUCUUCUGUAACUAGUUUUUAUCACUGUGGACUUAUUUCACUGUAAUGUACAGUAUUGUAGAUGCCUUCAUAUUGCACACGACUGUGUAACUGAGGAUCAUGUCGUUUGUCCAAUGGAUAACUGACAAUGAAAACCUUAUUUUUUUGUGUGUGUGUAUAUACAAAUAUACUAUAUACAGUCUUAAGUGUACAAGUAUAAUGUAUGGAAAACAUUCAAAACCAGGUGGUUGAUACAUACCAAAAAUAUUUCAUUGGAUUUGUAUGAAAACGGGAUACCAUACUUAACUUUUUGUGUGGAAAAAUUAUAUUUGUAUAGAUUUUCCCACCAAAAAUGUUUUUUUUUUCAUUCCAUAAAACCCUGCAUAAGUAUAGUACAAAACACACAUAUGUCACUGUUACCACUAUGACAUUCCUUAUUCUGUCUAUUGUUCAUGCAAAAUGUAUGAUAAUUCCUGUUACUGCGUAAUAACAAUAAAUAUCUCCA
Messenger RNA from Doryrhamphus excisus (bluestripe pipefish), 4162 nucleotides. RefSeq names its product zinc finger and BTB domain containing 26 (gene zbtb26). Gene Ontology annotation, molecular function: RNA polymerase II cis-regulatory region sequence-specific DNA binding; DNA-binding transcription factor activity, RNA polymerase II-specific; protein binding. The record is from RefSeq and is a predicted model, not a curated record. Lineage: Eukaryota; Metazoa; Chordata; Actinopteri; Syngnathiformes; Syngnathidae. Gene Ontology annotation, biological process: regulation of transcription by RNA polymerase II.